Molecule: messenger RNA, 1211 nt
Organism: Protopterus annectens (West African lungfish)
Lineage: Eukaryota; Metazoa; Chordata; Ceratodontiformes; Protopteridae
Product: F-box only protein 6-like
Exons: 7
Coding region: 166-987 (273 amino acids)
Biological process (GO): glycoprotein catabolic process; SCF-dependent proteasomal ubiquitin-dependent protein catabolic process
Cellular component (GO): cytoplasm; SCF ubiquitin ligase complex
Molecular function (GO): protein binding; ubiquitin protein ligase activity
Source: RefSeq, a predicted model, not a curated record
AUCUACGUUUCUUUAAACGUCACUCGACUGCGAGGAGUACGUACAGACUCCGCACAGAAGGCGCUCUAGCCGAGAAUUGAACGGGAGACCCUCUUACUGUAAGACCACAACGGUAGAACUUGCAUAAGAAUGUGUCAAAUACCAUUGUGAACUUCACCAAGCCAAAUGGAAAGCUGGACGUACAGGAUUCCUUUGAUACCAAAUGAUGCAGUAACAUACAUUCUUUUGUACGUACCUGCAGCAGAACUGUUGGCAGUGCACAGGCUUGUUUGUAGGCAGUGGAAAGAAAUCAUUGAUGGACCCACCCUUUGGAAGAAAAAAUGCCAGUGGGAGGGAUUUAUUCCCAAGACUAUCAGAAGAUCACCGAAAAGCUGGAAAGUGUUCUAUGUCCUGAGCUCUCUGAAGAGAAACCUGAUUAGAAAUCCUUCUGCAGAGGAGAACUUGGAUGGGUGGAAGAUAAUAAGUAAUGGAGGAGACAAAUGGAGAAUAGAAGAUCUGCCAGGUGAUCAUGGAACUCCUCAUCCUGAAGAACAUGUCAACAAAUAUUUUGUCACAUCAUUUGGUAAAUGUGAAAAGGAACAGAUAAUUGAUCUGAAUGCAGAGGGAUACUGCUCAGAACUGCUGGACAACAUCAACCCUGCCAUAGUAGUCACAGACUGGUAUGCAGCACGGAGAGAUUGUGGUUCCAAGUACAAUAUACUUGUUCAGCUUCUCUCAGGCAGUCUGGAAGUUCUUCAUGAAUUUUGUCCAAAGACAGUUGUCAUAGAGCAGUGGAGUGAUGCAUGCUGGAGAAAGAUGACUCACACAUUCAAAAAUUAUGGUCAUGGGGUACGCUAUGUAAGAUUUAACCAUGCAGGCGAAGACACACAGUUUUGGAAAGGAUGGUAUGGGAUUCGAGUCACCAACAGUUCUGUUGUGGUAGAACCAGAGACUUUAACUGUUGUAUCAGAAGGAACCAAAGUUGUUUUGCCAUGUCAGGAGGCUUAACAAAUAACAGACAGAAGUAGUAGGUGUUUCACCUCCAUAAUGUCUGUAUUCUACAUGAUGUAUGUAGAAGCAACAGUGUACAACAUGACAUGCAAAUCAUUCUUCUUAGAUCGUUAAUCUUAAAGCUAUAUAUACAUGCAUGAUACCAUUUAAAACUGUUAUGUAAGAUAGUUUAUAAUAUAGUAUGAAUUGUGUUGAAGAUUUAAAAUUAACCUUGCACAAUA